UGAAUACAUUUGCUUUUAAACUAUUAUAUUUAGAACCUUAAUAAUGUUAUAAAAGAUGUGAGAAGAAAUUAGUAAAACUUUUAAAGUAAUUAUAUUGUAGAGAUUAAAGAAAAAAAUUCAUUAAAAAUUGGCUUUUAGACUGCGAAGAGACUAAAAUGUUAAGUUCUUUUCAUUUUCAAAGAAUAAAUAAUGAUAAUUAUUUCCUUAGUAAGCUUUUAAAUAAUAUGCCGCAUAUAUUUUCUUUUGAAAAAAGAUAUAAUAAACUAUAAGAGUUUAUUUUGGAAGAUUAAAAAGGACAGGAUAGAGAUCCUUUUGAUUUCUAUUAAGAUGUAGAUAAUGAAGAUGAAAAUAAUGUCGUUUUUGUAAAUUCUAAAGUAGUUAAAAUUAGAAGAGGGAAAGAAAUGGAAGAUGCUUUUUAAAAAUUUAAACAUAAAAAUAUGAAAGCUUUAUAUAAAAUAAGCUUCUUAGAUGAACAUGGAUUAUAAGAAGCAGGAAUAGAUGGAGGGGGUAUUAUAAAAGAAUUUAUAAAUUCAGUUAUAAGUUAAGGAUUUAAUAUUGAAUAUGAAUUGUUUAUAGAAACAUCUUAAAGAACAUUAAUGCCAGCACCUAAUAAUAAACAUAGAUUAUAAAAAUAUUACUUUUUAGGAUCUAUAGUAGGAAAAGCAAUAUAUGAAAAUAUUCUUAUAUAACCGGUUUUUUCGAAAGUUUUUCUUAAUUAAAUUCUUGAAAAACCUAGUACUAUUGAAGAUCUUUAAUAUAUAGAUAAUAGUUUAUAUAAAAAUUUAAUGAAACUUAAACAUACAUAAGAUGAUGUAAGCUAAUAUGGACUUACUUUUUCUAUUGACGACGAAUAUAAUGGAAAAGUUGAAUUAAAAUAAGACGGAUCAAAUAUAAUAGUGAAUAAUGAGAAUAAAUACGAAUAUAUCAGUUUAUAUGCAUAAUAUAAAUUAAAUUUAAUGAAUUAAAUUGAAGCUGAAAAUUUUAGGCAAGGAUUUGCUUCUGUUAUUGAUUAAAAUUGGCUUUCUAUGUUUUCACAUGAUGAAUUGUAAUUAAUUAUUUCAGGAUAAUUUACAGCUUUUGAUGUCGAGGAUUUAAAAUAAAAUACUAAAUAUUAAGGUUACAAUCAAUAUGAUUUAAUAAUUAUUUUCUUUUGGGAAUGCUUAAAUGAAUUUUCAGAACUUGAAAAAGAAAAAUUUUUACAUUUUGUAACUAGUUGUAGUAGACCUCCUACUUUAGGAUUUAAACAAUUAAAUCCUCCUUUUUGUAUUUGUAAAUCUAUUGACGAUUGGAAUCCUUAACAUCCAGAAAAACUACCAAGUAGUUCUACAUGUAUGAAUAUUUUAAAACUUCCUGAUUAUUAAGACAAAAGUACAUUAAAGAUAAAAUUAUUUGAAGCAAUAUUUUCAAAUAGUGGAUUUGAUUUGAGUUGA
Messenger RNA from Ichthyophthirius multifiliis, 1430 nucleotides. Its product is annotated as ubiquitin protein ligase, putative. Lineage: Eukaryota; Ciliophora; Oligohymenophorea; Hymenostomatida. Gene Ontology annotation, biological process: protein polyubiquitination; ubiquitin-dependent protein catabolic process. The record is from RefSeq and is a predicted model, not a curated record. The transcript is spliced from 5 exons. Gene Ontology annotation, molecular function: ubiquitin protein ligase activity.